CCACGAACAGGCGGCCAACCAUUUCUUGGAUCAAGCACACGCGCAGAUCGCGAUGCAACUGACAUUCCUUUCCUGUAUAACCAGUCCUUGGAGCGUGCCAUUCGGGACCACGCCAGGAACCUGCACAUCUUGACACGAUGCCAAGUUGGACGUCUCGUCCCGCUACGCCCUGGACAGGUACCUACCUUAGUCCCGGCAAGAAUGCCUUGAUCGGGCAGGUUCCGACUUCCGAGGGCGGCACUGGCUGUCACGGUCCUUUGUCAAGCCGUUGAUGGCGGGGCGUAGGAGUUGAGAGCUUGCCGACGGCUGAGCCUGUGUAAGUAAGUAUAAAGGGGAGGGUGCUUGAUGUGUCCGGAGUUCAACUCCCAGGCCCAUCAGGCUUGCCGUCUCCGGGCCCCGAAGAAAACCGGCACUGGGAUCAGAUCCAUCUCAUCCCUUCCAUCCCGUCUCAUCCCGUCUCGCGUCUACGCUUCACCAUGAAGCUCCUGACAACCCUCCUCACCCUCACACCAGCUGUGCUGGGCCUCGCCCUCCCGGCUGAAGGCACCACCCUCGCCCUACGACAAUCCUCGGUGCAAAUCACCGACCAAUACCUCUUCAGCAUCUCACUCCCCGCCUUCACCGCCCGCCGCAACGCUCGCGACCCGGCAACCCUCAUCUGGGACUCAGACGGGUGCAGUUCCUCGCCCGACAACCCGUUCGGCUUCCCCUUUAUCCCGGCCUGCCAUCGCCAUGAUUUUGGCUACCGCAACUACAAGGCCCAGAACCGGUUUACGGAUGCCGGGAAAUUGAGGAUUGAUAACAAUUUCAGGAUUGAUUUGUACUACCAAUGCGCUGGGUCAUCCGUCCGGGGUGUUUGUGAAGCGCUGGCUGAGGUCUAUUACGCCGCGGUCAGGGCCUUUGGUGGGGAGACGCAGCCGGGGAAGCGGGAUGAGGAGCUGGUGAAGAUCUAUGAGGAGAAGGUGGCUAUUUAUGAGAAGCUGGUGAAGGAGGCGCAGGAGAAGGGCGAGUUGUGGCAUUUGAACUAGGGUAGAGCUACAUGUAGCUUAUAAUGACAUGACUCAUCAACAUGGCCUCAUGAAGGCGGCAAGGCGCUUUUGGGCAAUGCUCUACCUUUUC
Messenger RNA from Canariomyces notabilis, 1119 nucleotides. RefSeq lists its product as uncharacterized. The record is from RefSeq and is a predicted model, not a curated record. The transcript has 2 exons. The coding region runs from base 477 to 1028 and encodes 183 amino acids. Gene Ontology annotation, molecular function: A2-type glycerophospholipase activity. Gene Ontology annotation, biological process: arachidonate secretion; phospholipid metabolic process. NCBI's taxonomy places the organism in Eukaryota, Fungi, Ascomycota, Sordariomycetes, Sordariales, Chaetomiaceae.